AUGUCCACCUCGACCCGACGACCUGGCACCAACGCCGCCCCUGCUGACAAGGCCGCCACCCAGGUGCAGGAGCGCACGACAAAAGGGUCCUCAUCAUCUGCUCCCCGCAAGGUCCGCUUCAACGUCGGCAACAACUAUCACGUCGUUGAUGUAAUCGGAGAAGGAGCCUACGGUGUAGUAGCGUCCGCCGUGUACAGACCGAGUAACUACAAGGUUGCCAUCAAAAAGAUCGCGCCCUUUGACCACUCGAUGUUUGCUUUGAGGACUUUGAGAGAACUCAAGCUUCUGAAAUACUUUGCAGAGGAGGGCGUGAGCGAGAAUAUUAUCACGGUUCUGGACAUCAUCAAGCCCACCUCGUACGACAGCUUCAGAGAAGUAUACUUGGUUCAGGAACUGCUUGAAACGGACCUCCAUCGUGUCAUCCGUACUCAGGAUCUCAGCGACGAUCACUGUCAAUACUUUCUGUACCAGACAUGCCGUGCCUUGAAGGCGCUGCACUCUGCUGAGAUCAUCCACCGAGACCUCAAACCGUCGAAUCUGCUGCUCAAUGCCAACUGUGACCUGAAAGUCUGCGACUUUGGUCUUGCUAGAAGUACACAGACCGCUCUCCCUGCCGAGGGUAACAAUCAGGGAUUCAUGACCGAGUACGUUGCUACAAGAUGGUACCGGGCUCCCGAAGUCAUGCUCUCGUUCCGGAUGUAUACCAAAUCUAUCGAUGUCUGGUCCAUCGGCUGUAUCCUCGCCGAGAUGCUUAGCGGCAAACCACUUUUCCCCGGUAAAGACUACCACCACCAGCUCGCCCUCAUCCUUGACGUCCUCGGUACGCCGACCAUUGACGAGUUCCACGCCAUUACUUCAAAGAGAUCGAAAGACUACAUUAGGUCUCUACCGUUCCGAAAGAAGCGCACAUUCGAGAGCCUUUACCCUAACGCGAGCCCUCUCGCUAUCGACUUCCUCUCAAAGACCUUGACAUUCGAUCCUCGAAAGAGAUAUACGGUCGAACAAUGCCUCUCCCACCCAUACCUCGACGCCUACCACGACCCCGAUGACGAGCCUUCCGCCAAACCGCUCGAACCUGGAUUCUUCGACUUUGACAUGAUCAAAGACAACAUAAGUAGGGAAGAACUGAAGAGGCUGCUGUAUGAGGAAAUCAUGACAUUCCGUCCUCAAAUAGAAUGA
Molecule: messenger RNA, 1179 nt
Organism: Cryptococcus amylolentus CBS 6039
Lineage: Eukaryota; Fungi; Basidiomycota; Tremellomycetes; Tremellales; Cryptococcaceae
Exons: 9
Coding region: 1-1179 (392 amino acids)
Biological process (GO): protein phosphorylation; intracellular signal transduction
Cellular component (GO): cytoplasm; nucleus
Molecular function (GO): ATP binding; MAP kinase activity
Source: RefSeq, a predicted model, not a curated record